AUGGCUGAGCACGCUUCGAAUGUCUUCCAGUCGCGCCUCUUCACCUUCCGCUCAGGCGAGAAUGGCGCCUCCACUACUAUCCACUCCGGCGCCGUGGCCGCUGUCUCUACUCCUCUCAAGAUGAUGAUGGAGGAAGAGACCUCUGACGGCCUGAAGACCAGCGCCACUCUCCACGGCGUGCGCGAAGAAGAUCUUCUGCGCUUCUGCGACUUCUGCUACACCUCAACCUACACGGACCCUUACCCUAUUGUCGUCAAGCCUGCCACUCCCGCCAUUGAGUCUGGCGUCAACAAUGGGCCCGGCAAUGGUGCAGGCACUUCCACUGCCUUGAUCACCACCGACGACACCACCACUCAGCCACCAGCUGCAAAGCGCCCUCGCACCGAGUCGCCAGCUCGCUUCAACGGUUUCGGUAGACCUGGUGUGCUCGGCGCCUCACCCGCCCCUGAAGUCAACACGUCGCUCAACUUGAACAACAAACUCAAGCUGCAAAGCGUGUUCGUGAACACCAUCUAUACGACCGCCGCUCCCCGCGUCUUUGGCACCAACACGAGAAAGUCCAAUGGCGUUUUGACCAACGAGAACCACACCAAUGUCUUCAUCGCCCACGCCGCCAUGCACGCCCUCGCUGUCAACUACGAGAUUGGCAAACUCAAGACUCUGUCGUUGCAGAAGUUGGCUGACAAGUUGAUGCGUUUCGAUUGCAAGCCUGAGCGCGUUGGCGAUGUGCUGGCCUUGAUUCGCUGGGUGUACUCCACCGAGUCUCAGAUGCCCAGAGAUAUGCCCGAGCUCAGGGAUGUCGUUGUCAGAUACGUGGCCUCUGAGGUCAGUGGCUUUGGCAACAGCGAAGAGUUUGGAGAGCUGCUGAAGGAGGGCGGAUGCUUCGUCAAGGACUUCUGGGCCAUGGUGUACAGUAGCUUGUUCUAG
This is a messenger RNA of Aureobasidium vineae, 927 nucleotides long. The record is from the annotation of a GenBank genome assembly. Lineage: Eukaryota; Fungi; Ascomycota; Dothideomycetes; Dothideales; Saccotheciaceae.